GGAAGCUCACACGAAAACAUGCAUCUGGAGGCUUUCCCAAUGUCCAUUGGGUAAACCAAAAGCAUGUUAUUACUCGCCCAGAAGACUCAGAGAUCUCAUGUUUGAUCUGGACCACUCCCAACUCACCCAUUAUUAUCUUUCACAAUUGAACAGUAUGAUCGGGACCUCUUGCGGCAGUUGCGGAAACUGCGGGGACUUAUCCCGCCACGUGAUACAGGUACUUUCAACCCUGACACAAAUCCCCACAUGCCUCUCGCAAAUCCCCCGCAUAUGGGGAGCCGAUAUCAGUACCCGGCUGACGAGUGAAGUCCAAAACAUUGACAACCACUGACAAACCUCGCACCAACCCCAAUGCGUUGCCUUUUUCUACGUUUCCGCGAUUUAGGUUCAUGACUCCUAGGUAGGUAGGCUUUAGUCCGACUUGUUUCGGAUCGGAAAACGCGGAAAGUAUAGAAGCUAUCCAGCUACAAAUACUCUGUCGACCCCGCGUUAGAUCCAACCAUCCUCGCUCUCUCUAGGUCAAUCAUUCAGAUAGCAGCAGCAAUUGAACUUCAAAAUGGCAUCCGAAGAGAUCAACGUGCCUCCUAUGAAGGACUUAAAUAUCGACAACAUUACAGAAAACACCAUUAUAAUCAAUUCGCAGUCCUCGGACCCACGCCUUACCUAUGUGAUGGAAAGACUGGUUACGCAUCUCCACGAUUUCGCGAGGGAAACGAGGUUGAGCACGACGGAAUGGAUGGCAGCUCUGAAUUUUCUUGUUAGAGUUGGACAGAUCAGCACUGAUGUGCGCCAUGAAUAUAUCCUCCUCUCCGAUAUUCUUGGACUCUCUCUCCUUGUUGACGCAAUUGACCACCCGAAACCUCCAGCGAGCACGGAAGGAUCCGUCCUCGGUCCAUUUCAUACACACGAAGCAGAAACCAUGAAACAUGGAGACCUCAUGUCGCAAGAUACUGAGGGAGAGCCUUGCUUGGUUCUCUGCACCGUCAAGGAUGUCAAUGGGAAACCAAUUGAAGGGGUCAAAGUGGAUAUUUGGGAAACGGAUAGUACAGGCCACUAUGAUGUCCAACAUGCCGACAGAGAAGGGCCAGAUGGAAGAUGUGUGAUGAAGAGUGACAAGGAUGGAGUGUUUUGGUUCAAAGCAAUUGUGCCAGUGCCGUAUCCAAUUCCACAUGAUGGACCUGUGGGUCAGUUAUUGAAGCUGCUGAAGAGGCAUCCAUGGAGACCAGCACAUAUGCACUUCAUGUUUGAAAAGCCUGGCUGGGAUCAUUUGAUCACUGCCCUGUACAUUCGUGGCGAUCCAUACGAGACCUCUGAUGCAGUUUUUGGUGUUAAACAGUCUUUGAUUGUUGACUUCAGCCCAGCCGAUGCGAAAACGGCAAAGGAAUACGGAGUGAAGGAAGGCAGUAAGGUGCUAAGACAUGAUUUCGUCUUGGUUGACGAGAAAGAGACUGAGAGGCUGAGGGAUGAGAAUGCUCUGAAGGCCCUGAAAGCUCUUGGACGGAAAGUGAAGCUUUUAAACCAUUUGCCUAUUCCCGAUUUAGACUGAGUAUUUAGUUGAUCGCGGAAGUAGCAAACAAACCACCAUGAGGAUCACCGUGCAAUAUUGCAAUGCUGGAAUGAUACCAAAGUGUACUCACACUGCUGUAUUUAUUAUUAGAACAAAAGGCGGUUCCAGCUUUCCAAAAAUGAUUAUCCUCGGAAGCCCUUGCAUACCUAUUUGCACCUGAGUGCAUUGUGGAGAAAAUUUUAAACGUUGAACAAAGCUGCGAGAAAGGGGUGCUACAUGUACAGAACUCGGCACAGCGAAGCAUGAUGAUUUCACUAUUGACAAAUGUAGGCUAGCA
This is a messenger RNA of Cadophora gregata, 1844 nucleotides long. RefSeq lists its product as uncharacterized. The transcript is spliced from 3 exons. Gene Ontology annotation, molecular function: ferric iron binding; catechol 1,2-dioxygenase activity. Lineage: Eukaryota; Fungi; Ascomycota; Leotiomycetes; Helotiales; Ploettnerulaceae. The record is from RefSeq and is a predicted model, not a curated record. Gene Ontology annotation, biological process: catechol-containing compound metabolic process. Bases 557 to 1546 code for a protein of 329 amino acids.